AUGGUUGAGUCUUCUGUUACGGGCGAUGUGACAACAAAGCAGGGAUUGGGUGAGAAGGUGAAGGUCCGAGAUCUGGGUUACUGUGAGAACUGUACUGACCAACAAUGCAUUUGUGAGCUGUGUACAAAAUAUGAGCAUAAAAACCACGACACUGUAUCAGCUGCAGCACAGAGGACGGAGAAACAGAAGCAGCUGAAAGAGACGCAGAAGACGUCCCAGCAGAGAGAGAAAGAUCUUCAGCAGCUGAGAGAAGCUGUGAAGUCUCAUAAGCGCUCUGCACAGACAGCAGUGGAGGACAGUGAGAGGAUCUUUACUGAGCUCAUCUUCUCCACUAAGAGACGCUGCUCUGAGCUGGUACGGCUCCUGAUUCCUGAUAUCAGAGAUCAGGAAAAGGCUGAAGUGAGUCAAGCUGAAGGACGACUGGAGCGACUGGAGCAGGAGAUCAAUGAUCUGAGGAGGAGAGACGCUGAGCUGGAACAGCUUUCACACACACAGGAUCACAGCCAGUUCCUGCAGAGUUUCCAGUCUCUCUCAGCACCUCCUGAAUCUACAGAUGUAAAUGACGAUCCCUUCAGUUCUCUCUUCUCUUCUGAUGAUCUGAGAGAAUAUGUCCAUCAGCUGAGAGACAAACUGGAGGAUUUCUGCAAAGAGGAGCUCAAGAAGGUCUCAGACAGAGUCACAUUCACCAACAUUGUUCCCAGAACCAGGAACGACUUCCUACAAUAUUCCUGUCAACUCACUCUGGAUCCAAACACAGCAUAUAAACGCCUCCAUCUGUCUGAGAGCAACAGAGUGAUUACUGGCAGUAGAACAGUCCAGUCGUAUCCUGAUCAUCCAGACAGAUUUGAUGAUAUGUCUCAGGUGUUGUGUAGAGAGACUGUGUGUGGACGCUGUUACUGGGAGCUGCAGUGGAGUGGAGGUGAUUAUGGAGUGCGUAUGUCAGUGUCAUAUAAGAGCAUCAACAGGAAGGGACGGGGUUAUGAGUGUAAGUUUGGAUAUAAUGAGGAGUCCUGGGGUUUGGACUGCACUCACCCGAGUUACUCAUUCAUACACAAUAAGAUAGUGACUCAUCUCCCUGUGAUUUUUUUUUAUUUGAUGGGGGAGUUAGGGUAUUUCUCUAUACAUAUUCUAAACUACCAGGAAACAGGAAUCACAUGA
Sinocyclocheilus grahami is the source of this 1158-nucleotide messenger RNA. Its product is annotated as tripartite motif-containing protein 16-like. NCBI's taxonomy places the organism in Eukaryota, Metazoa, Chordata, Actinopteri, Cypriniformes, Cyprinidae. The record is from RefSeq and is a predicted model, not a curated record. The coding region runs from base 1 to 1158 and encodes 385 amino acids. The transcript has 7 exons.